CGUAGCGGAAGUCCCUGCAGCCGCGGUGUUGUGCUGUGGGGAAGAGACGGAUUUGUAAACCUCAGAGUGAGGUUCUGCCUGCCGGAGGCCGCUGUGGUGCGGAGAUCGCCGGGUGAAGCCACCGUCACCAUGUCUGACCAGUUGUAGGAGCUCUCAGAAUAACCCUGAAAACAACAGACUGGUGAAGAGUACCACCACCACGCCAUUUCAUCUGGGCAUUAACCUGCAGAUGGAGGCAAAACCUUCAACUGAGGACUUAGGGGAUAAGAAGGAAGGAGAAUACAUUAAACUCAAAGUUAUUGGACAGGAUAGCAGUGAGAUACAUUUCAAAGUGAAAAUGACAACACAUCUCAAGAAACUCAAAGAAUCAUACUGUCAAAGACAGGGAGUUCCAAUGAAUUCACUCAGGUUUCUCUUUGAAGGUCAGAGAAUUGCUGAUAAUCAUACUCCAAAAGAACUGGGAAUGGAGGAAGAAGAUGUGAUUGAAGUUUAUCAGGAACAAACAGGGGGUCACUCGACGGUUUAGAUAAUUCUUUUUAUUUUUUCUCCUUUUCCCUCAAUCCUUUUUUAUUUUUAAAAAUAGUUCUUUUGUAAUGUGGUGUUCAAAAUGAAAAUUGAAUACUGGCACUCCAUCUUCUUAGAACAUCUGGUAAUCUGAAUUCUAGUGUUCAAUAUUCAUUAUUGGUUGUUUUUGUUGUACUGAUUUUUGGUGAUCAGACCUCAGCUCCCUUAAUAUUGCGCUUCUUCUUUUAAAAAAUGUCAUGUGUGCACAGAGAGGCCACCCUUUUCAGGACUGUGCAUUUUUAGGUUUGUAAUAAAGAAGAUCGACUAGUGCGGGCUUUCCUAUGACCUUCCAGUUGGCCCUGAAGUUCCAGCAUGUGGUUGCUUCACUCCUCGACUAGGAUUUCAGUGGGACAUGGAAGUUUUUCAGAGAACUGAACUGUGGAAAAAUGACCUUUCCUCAGCUUGAAGCUACUUUUAAAAUCUGAGGGUCAGGACCAAAAGAAGAACAUCACGUUUGUAGUCAAGAUGACAAAUACAGUGAGAGUAACAACCAACUCCAAAGGUGGCUUCACUGGAGAGAAAGAAAGUGUCUUGAGUACAACAGUCUUGUCAGAAGACCCCAGGAGAGUUCUAAUCUUCGUCAGCAGUUAAUAAAGUUACUUAUGCAGAAGUGUACGCAACAGACACUGCUCCUUUUGAUUUUGUUUGUACUUUUUGGCCUGGGACAUGGGUUUUCAAGGGACAUCGUCUGUACCAGCUUCAUUAAAAUAAACAAUAUUUGUAAAAACCGUACUAAAGCUUCUUUUAUUUUAGCCAUGUAAGGAGGAAAAUAAAAAUGCCCCAGAUAGGA
Molecule: messenger RNA, 1354 nt
Organism: Psammomys obesus (fat sand rat)
Lineage: Eukaryota; Metazoa; Chordata; Mammalia; Rodentia; Muridae
Gene: Sumo1
Product: small ubiquitin like modifier 1
Exons: 6
Coding region: 230-526 (98 amino acids)
Biological process (GO): protein sumoylation
Cellular component (GO): nucleus; PML body
Molecular function (GO): protein tag activity; ubiquitin-like protein ligase binding
Source: RefSeq, a predicted model, not a curated record